AUGCAUUACUGGCAUUUUUCAAAUGAUCAGCUACAAUAUUUCCACAUUUUUCAAAAUGUUCUGCCAUUAUAUUCAUUAAUUCUUGUAUCGCUUCUGCAGUUCUCGAAUAGUGCGAUGUGA
Molecule: messenger RNA, 120 nt
Organism: Brugia malayi
Lineage: Eukaryota; Metazoa; Nematoda; Chromadorea; Rhabditida; Onchocercidae
Exons: 1
Coding region: 1-120 (39 amino acids)
Source: RefSeq, a predicted model, not a curated record